CCUGUCAGUGCCCAGCAAUACCACCUUCAAUGCCACAUAUCAAUGCCUACCAGUGCACAUCAAUGCCACAUAUCAGUGCCCAUCAGAGCUGCCUUUCAGUGCCAGGCAGUGCCGCCUAUCAGUGCCACCUAUCAGUGCUCAUCAGUGCCGCCUAUCAGUGCCAUAUAUGAGUGCUGCCUUUCAGAGCCCAUCAGUGAUGCCUGUCAAUGCCCACAAGUGAUGCCUGUUAAUGCCCAUCAGUGCCACCUAUCAGUGCCUCCUCAUCAGUGCUGCCUAUCAGUGCCGCCUAUUAGUGCCCAUCACUGCAACCUCAUUAGCGCACAUCAG
Messenger RNA from Staurois parvus, 327 nucleotides. NCBI's taxonomy places the organism in Eukaryota, Metazoa, Chordata, Amphibia, Anura, Ranidae. The record is from the annotation of a GenBank genome assembly.